Paramuricea clavata is the source of this 914-nucleotide messenger RNA. The record is from the annotation of a GenBank genome assembly. NCBI's taxonomy places the organism in Eukaryota, Metazoa, Cnidaria, Anthozoa, Malacalcyonacea, Plexauridae.
AUGAAAACCGAAAGUUUUGGUGGUGCCAGGUUCUUUAUGACAUUCAUUGACGAUUAUUCUAGAUGUGUAACCGUCUAUCCCAUUACACACAAAUCGGAAGUGUUGGAUAAGUUUAAAGAAUGGGAAGCGGUAGUAACAAAUCAAGAAGAUUGCAAAAUUAAAACUUUACGGACAAACAAUGGAGGUGAAUUUAUGUCUGCUGAAUUCCAAAAUUUCCUCAAAGAGAAAGGUAUUCAUCACGAGACAACUGUACCCCACUCACCACAACAGAAUGGUAUCGCCGAACGGAUGAACAGGACGCUCCAGGAAGCUGCUUUAUCAAUGAUCUUACAUCCAAGAGUACCCAAGAGUUUCUGGGUUGAAGCAGUUUGUUCAGCAGCAUACAUAAGAAACCGAGUUGUCACAAUAGCAACUCGAGUCACCCCAUUCAGCAUUAUCAUGAUGAAUACGCUGGUAUCACAACAGCAAAGCAUACAGCCCUCUUUGUAACAGAAGUUGAAGAGCCGAAAACGUUGAAGAAAGCUCUCGAAAGUGAUCAUGCGGAAAACUGGAAGACAGCUGCAGAUUCUGAAUAUCAAUCUCUAAUGGAAACUGACACCUGGGAGCUUGUCGAACUGCCACCCGGACGAAAGGCAAUUACCUGCAGAUGGGUUAAAGUCAAACAUGAUGAAAAUGGGAAGAUCGAUCUGUUUAAAGGACGUCUUGUAGCGAAAGGUUUUCUACAAAAGUACGGGAUCGAAUUUGUUGAAACAUUUUCACCUGUCGUUCUCUUUACAUCUAUCCGAGCUCUUUUGGCGUUUGCUGUUUCGAGAAAUAUGUUUAUCCAUCAAAUGGAUGUCGUUACCGCUUUCCUAAAUGGAACACUUGACCAAGACAUCUAUAUGGAGCAGCCAGAAGGUUAUGUUGUUCCCUGA